Messenger RNA from Aspergillus clavatus NRRL 1, 1059 nucleotides. Its product is annotated as putative bis(5'-nucleosyl)-tetraphosphatase. Bases 1 to 1059 code for a protein of 352 amino acids. The record is from RefSeq and is a predicted model, not a curated record. Lineage: Eukaryota; Fungi; Ascomycota; Eurotiomycetes; Eurotiales; Aspergillaceae. Gene Ontology annotation, molecular function: ATP binding; ATP:ADP adenylyltransferase activity. Gene Ontology annotation, biological process: nucleotide metabolic process. The transcript has 2 exons.
AUGCAGCUGGGCCUGACAGACAGCCUCCCAGCUUUAGUGGCUAAGCGCUUCACAGCUGCUAAGGAAGGCAGCCAUCUCAUAUUCUCCCAUACUCACCUCGCAAUAGUCCGCGCUGGAGGGAUAUCGUAUCAACUUCGCUACUGCCCCGCCCUCGCAAAGAAACCUUCCAGCAGCCCCAAAACCGACCAAGACCGAUCAGGUCCCAGAUUCGACCCUUUCGAGAACCCUUCGCAGGAGCUCCUCAUCACACAAAUACCCCGGGAGGACCCAACGCACAUGCUCGUUCUGAACAAGUACCCCGUGAUCCCCAACCACUUCAUCCUCGCGACCAAGGCGUGGAAGCUGCAGACAGAUAUUCUUGAGAAGGAAGACCUGGACGCUGCCUAUGCCUGCGUGAAAGCUUGGCGGGAUAGAGAAGCAGACAAGGAAGAUGGGCCUUCAAAGCCAAAACGGCGGCUAUUCGCCUUCUUCAACUCCGGCGACGAGAGCGGCGCCAGCCAGCCGCAUCGACACUUGCAGUUCCUGCCGGUGGAGGCCAUGGCCGAGAGCCAGGGCGACUCGGAACUCUGGCAGCCAUUGAUCGACUCCCUGCCAUCGCAACCUGUGGGCCCGGACUCGGAGCUUAGACGGUUAACCCAGUUGCCGUUCGCGCAUUUUGCGCUGCCGCUGCCGCAGAACCCGUCCGCGGAUGCUCUGCAUGCCAUCUACCUCUCGCUGUACAGGGCCGCGGUGUCGACUGUGAAAGGGUCGCUGGGGGAUCAUGCGCAUGUGACUGACGGCCCCGCUGCCGUGAGCUAUAACUUGGCCAUGACCGAGUCGAUGAUGGUGAUCUGUCCGAGGAAAAGCGAAUGUGCUCGGGUGCCCGUCGAUCCGGCCGUCUCUCAGGAUGUCGAGGAGGCUGGGAUGAUUGCUCUGAACGGCACUAUUCUUGCCGGAACGCUUAUGGUCAAGGCAGAGGCCGAGUGGAAUGAGAUUCGCCGGAACCCGGAGAUUCUGACGAAUAUCCUGGGAACCGUUGGGUACGCGCAACCGGACUUCCGAGGGCUUGCUCUGUUAUGA